Messenger RNA from Parus major (Great Tit), 2238 nucleotides. Its product is annotated as zinc finger protein 664-like. Gene Ontology annotation, molecular function: RNA polymerase II cis-regulatory region sequence-specific DNA binding; DNA-binding transcription activator activity, RNA polymerase II-specific. The coding region runs from base 16 to 1455 and encodes 479 amino acids. NCBI's taxonomy places the organism in Eukaryota, Metazoa, Chordata, Aves, Passeriformes, Paridae. Gene Ontology annotation, biological process: regulation of transcription by RNA polymerase II. The transcript has 4 exons. Gene Ontology annotation, cellular component: nucleus. The record is from RefSeq and is a predicted model, not a curated record.
UGGGUGCCGCGGAGCAUGAUGGGAGCUGUAGUCCCGGAAGUGGCUCGGAAGGUGCCGUUCGCGUCGCGGGAAGGCACUUGGGGGAACACUUUUGCGUCCGAGCCGUGGCUGCAGGUCCUCGGGGCGAAUGAUUUCUCAUUCCCAGACCUUGGCCGGAUGGAGGAGGAGGCAGCGAGGAAGAGGAAGAUGCCCCAGGACACCCAGGCAGAUAAGGAGCCAAGGACAGAGACCAGGGAGGAGAAAUCCCUGGGGCACAACCUCGUUGAAGAGGCCAUUUUGAGCACCUCCAUGUUGCAGGAAUCCAAUGGGGAGGAAAAGCCCCUGAGAUCCUGUAGGAGGAGAGUCUCCAAACCCAGCCCAGGGAGCUCUGAGGAUGAAAGACCCAACCUGUGCCGGGAAGGCAGCCGGAGAUCCAGCCAGGGCUCUGAGCUGGUGGUCCAUGAGCAGCUUCAGGAUGGGGAGAAGCCCUACAAGUGCUUGGAGUGUGGGAAGAGCUUCAGCCGGAGCAACAGCCUGAUCCGCCACCAGAUGAUCCACACCGGGGAAUGGGCCUGUGAGUGUGAGGAAUGUGGGAAGGGCUUCAGCUACAGCUCCAACCUCAUCGUCCACCAGCACAUCCACACUGGGGAGAGGCCCUACAAGUGUCCUCAGUGUAGGAAGAACUUCUCCCAGAGCUCCAACCUGACCAUCCACCAGAGGAUCCACACUGAGGAACGGCCCUACAAGUGUGAGGAAUGUGGGAUGACUUUUAGCUGGAGGUCCCAACUGACCAUCCACCAAAUGAUCCACACUGGGGAGAGACCAUAUGAGUGUACUGAGUGUGGGAAGAGGUUUCAGACCACCUCCAAUCUCCUCAUGCACCAGCGGAUUCACACAGAUGAGAGGCCCUUCCGCUGCCCUGAUUGUGGGGAGGGCUUCAAGCAAAACUCCACUCUCAUCACCCACCGGCGCAUCCACACCGGGGAGAAGCCCUACGAGUGUGGGGAAUGUGGGAAGAGCUUCAGCGACAGCUCCAGUCUGAUCCGCCACCAGAGGAUCCACACUGGGGAAUGGCCCUACAAGUGUGGGGAAUGUGGGCAGACAUUCAGAGAGAGAUUCAAACUGAUCAUCCACCAGCGCAUCCACACUGGGGAGAGGCCCUAUGAAUGUUCUGAGUGUGGGAAGAGGUUUCAGACCAGCUCCUAUCUCCUCCAGCACCAGAGAAUUCACAGAGAGGAGAGGCCCUUCCGCUGCCCUGACUGUGGGACGGGGUUCAAGUACAACUCCAACCUCAUCACCCACCGGCGCAUCCACACUGGGGAGAGGCCCUACAAGUGUCCCCAGUGUGGGAAGAGCUUUACCCAGAGCACAGCCUUGGCCCAACACCAACAGAGGCACCGGGACCCUUUGCGGGCAAAGGGUACCAGCUCGGCAGAUUCGCGCAGUGUUUGGACGUGGAAUGCGGAUCAGGGCUGAGGGAGCAGAUUCGUGCAGCGGUUGGAUGCGGAAAGCGUGGAUCGGAGCUGGGUGGCAGGUUCGUGCAGCGGUUGGACGUGGAAUUGUGAACCUAAGCUGGGGAAAACUGGGGACGGAGGAGCCUGAGACAGAAGACCAAAGGCAAGUACGCGUUGGCACUCAGGUAGGAGACGUCGCGAACCUCCCCCCAUCCAGGGCUGCUAGUAUGGAUAUAGUUUGCGGCAGCACAAAAACUGCUUCAAAGUGUUAUAGUUAAAUGAGGGGAAGCAGUCAAGGAUAAGGACCUUGAAAAGCUCGUUUUAUGGGCUAGAGAAAAUGGAAACUUGAAAGUGCCUCCACUGCUUUUUGCAGUGGAAGAAUGGAGAGAAAUAGGAGUCCAGUUGUGGGAGAAAACAAUUACAAGGAAAAGCAAGGACACUCUGUCUUACAGUCUGACUUGGCAGAUUAUAAUUAAUACCUUAAAAGACAUGAAAGCAGAAUUUAUCCAGGUUGCAAGCCCCAUAAUUCUACCUGCUGUCACAGCAGCAGCCAUCUCUACCCCCCACUGCUAGGCGAACAUUCUUGGCAAUGACGCCCUUGGAGAGAGGGGGAGAGAGUCAGAGAGAAGUAUAUAAGGAGGUGUUCAAUGUUUUUAAAUUGACUGUGGACCUACAGGGACAACAUAUUAACUCUACUUUUGAAGAGAAGCCAGAUUUUGAUUGGUUUCCACCCGACCCAGGGGGGCAUGGGGGGAGCACUGGAGUGUGCACAGAGAACAAAGGCACCCCCACGGCAGAGGCAUUG